CCAUCAUCCUCCAUCAUGCAAUUGCGUCCACCACGUCAUAUGCAUGAUGCGUUGCGCCGCGUUCAUAGUAGUUCUGUCUCUUGCUCAUUGUUCUUUCCUCACUACUAUGGCGACCUCUGAGUCACAGCAUUGUUGCUCUUCCAGAUAUCCAAACGGAAAAAAAUGGCGAUACGACGUAUUCAUCGCCGCACCAGAUAUCGGUGACAUUCGUGUAAAUGUGUUCACAUUUGGUGCCAACACUGCUUGCUUGUAUCUAUUAGAUCUUGGCACGGGCGGUUAUAUCCAUGUCUGGGCUUCAACGAAGGAUCCCGAAAUGGACGACAUGUCAUUUCCAAGUCAUCGUUGCUGUCCGCGAGUGCAGGGGUGAUAUCGAUGGCUGAUAGGGGUAGUCCGGCGCAGGCUCAUGUUUUGGAUAAUGGGUGCCGGCAAGAUAUGAGCAGUACGGUCCAGGAAAAUAUGGGGUUGAAGCCUAAUAGUCGAUGCAAAAUAACUCAGUGACAACGUGUCUGGCAUUGUCGGCAGGAUAAUAUAGGAUGAGUUUGGCGGAGAGAAGGCAGGCUUUGGCGAAGAACGUCGAUUGUAGCCAUACGAGAGCGCGGGCGCCAAAAGUUUAAAAGCGUGCCCUCAAUCACCGAAGAAGGACGAGGGCAGCGAAGAUGGCGGACCAGUAGAGUUUGGUACGGUGGAGGGCGCGCGCUGCUGUAUGCACUGACU
Messenger RNA from Suillus discolor, 714 nucleotides. RefSeq lists its product as uncharacterized. NCBI's taxonomy places the organism in Eukaryota, Fungi, Basidiomycota, Agaricomycetes, Boletales, Suillaceae. Bases 44 to 367 code for a protein of 107 amino acids. The record is from RefSeq and is a predicted model, not a curated record. The transcript has a single exon.